Molecule: messenger RNA, 2410 nt
Organism: Seminavis robusta
Lineage: Eukaryota; Bacillariophyta; Bacillariophyceae; Naviculales; Naviculaceae
Source: the annotation of a GenBank genome assembly
GCCAGCUUGGCUGAGAAUGGACGUCUUUCGAAAACUUGGGGUCGCCUUGAGUGACGAUCAACUUGCCAGUGAGUAGAGUGACCAAAACCAACGCUUCGCCUUCAUCGGCAGUUGAUGCCAUUGCAACACAGCAACAGAGCAGGAAGCACAGUUACUGUCCUUGUUCCUCUUCGAUGAUACAUACAUGUAGAGUAUGGCAGGCAGCAAUCUGUUUACCGUGCUGAGAGCUUGUGCUCUGUCAAUGGCGUCUCUGUAUGUGGGGUUUUAUCUGGGAUACAAAGAAGGAGUGGCCGUGACCUCGAGGAUGCUGAGUGAUGGAGGUGUCAUUUGCAGCAAGAGUCAAUCUGUCAAUCAGGAGGAUCAUCUGCAAGCUCCAUUGACGGCAUCCGCCAAUGGGGGAGACAGUGCAUCCACAAGUUGUCCCCCUUGUCCAGAGACUUCUGCCAGUCAAACUACUACUACUUCGACGCCCUCGGAUCCCUUGUUUCCUCCUGGUACGGGUUCCUAUGUGGCGGGCAUGUCCUUGGUGGAUCGCGACGAGUUUUCGACUCAAUUCGAUGAGAUUGGAGUUCCGCUGUCGACGAGUGGCACCAACAACAAUCAAGUCCUCAUUUUGCACGGCAAAAAGUCCAUGCCCAACGACUCGACCGAUCGAUCUCCCAAUCGACACUUGAACACCCAACAAGCUACAGAAAACUGCAACUACAUGUCGCUUGUACUGACAGAACCCAAUCGAUUCGAUCAGUGCAUUGCCAUUAUGGGACAGUACAAUUCUUAUCACAUUUUCAAACACAUGCGCACACAACCCGCGGUACUUCCAGCCGUUCUCAAAAAGGAACUCCCACUGAAACUCGUCAAGCGAGGCAUGGAUGUUCGACCCUUUCAUACCAAGACACCCAAUUUGUCCACUACCAAAACAUACUGGUCCACGACGUUGCAGCCCUAUCUUGCCAAUUAUCAAACGUACCUCGAACGACUCAAACCCAUUGCACGACAAGCCGCUUCCACAAUCUACAAGGAUACCAUCAUUGUCAUGGUCAGUAAUCAUGGACAAUCUGAAAUGCUGGUCAACUUUGUCUGCAAUGCCCAAGCACGAGAUCUCUCCUUGGCGUCGGUUUUGGUGUUUGCCACGGAUCCAGAAACGGAACAACUCUCCAAAGGACUCGGGUUGCACACGUUCUACGAUCAAGAGCUAUUUGCACAAAUACCCAAACAACAUGCCGCACGAUUUGGAGAUCAAACCUACAAAUUGGCCAUUUUCAGUAAACUCUACUGCGUCCAUUUGGUCGGAUUGCUGGGAUACGAUUAUCUCUUUCAAGAUAUUGACAUGAUUUGGUACCGACAUCCGCUGGAGUAUUUUCAUAAUAGCAACAACAACAAACAGCAGCCGUUAAAGUUUGACAUGUACAUGCAAACCGACGGCAACAUGGCGCAAUUCUACGCUCCCUACUCGGGCAAUACCGGAUUCUAUUACGUGCGCAAUUCACAAAUCACACAGUACUUUAUGAAUCACUUUUUGGUCAGUGGCGACCUCAUUUUGAGUACAUCCACCCAUCAGGCACCCUUCUUGACCGUCCUCAGUGAACAUGCAUCGUUGCAUGGGCUCAAGGUCAAAAUUCUAUUGGCGGAUGAAUUUCCGGGGGGAGCCCAUUACAAUCGAGAUUACAAGUACAUGAAGUAUCUCAUGAAUGUCACCCAACCGCCACCUGGAGUGACUAUUGAUCCGUGGAUUUUUCACAUGAGUUGGACGGAGAGCAAGGCCAAUAAAAUUCUGUUUUAUCAACAAAUGGGAGAAUGGUACGUUCAGGAUCAUUGUGUGGGUAGCACCGUGACGGAUAUUCUGGGCCAAGAAGGAGCAGCAAGCACGGUACCAACGGAGACGAUAGAGUUGCCGGCGAGUCCGUUCCGUGGUGGAGCCACACCCCUGACGAAGAAAUGCUGUACCGCAAAACCGAAUAUCAAGUGUCAUUUCCGUGAUACACCCAGUAUUAUUCCGUGUCAUGACUCGCCCGCCAUGAACAAGGGGAGAGAAUCGUUUCAUCCCAUCAAGAAAUAAAAGAGAAUACAGCAGGAUUAUGAGGAAGGUCAAAAGUCAAAUCCAACUACGAGCUGAAACCUUGGAUUGCGAGACCUUGCGCAGGAUGUGGUUGUUACCCGUCAAUCAGCCUUGCCAGAGCACCCGGGGGAGAUGUGAGGCUGCAAAAGUUUGCCAAAAGUUUGCAGCCUCGCCCAGAUCGAACGCAAAUGGCGGACAGACUACAGUACCGUUAGCCUGCAUAGGUGCUUCGACUCUGGAAAACUACCGCGACCCAGUUCUCGACACGGCAGGACGUGUAGGUAUCUACGAGUAGCCAGUUGUAAUGGAAUAUGGCAAAGGGCUUCGAAAAUAGCGCGGACAACUCUGUGAUGU